AUGGAUCUCGUGGAGUUGGGAGACAUGGGCUGUGGAGAUAGAAACUGUGUCCUCGCGUCAGGCUCCCCGGAGGAGUGCUCCAACCAAGAAAGCCAGUGGGAGGAACCUAUGUUCGGAUUGAUUGAGUUAGUUUGUGUUACUGCGAUCUACAUUCCACUGAUGCUCUUUGGCCUUCUUGGAAACAUACUCACAAUCCUGGUGGUCUGGCUUCGUCCGCACAUGAGAAGCUCGACCUACCUCUACCUGAGCAGCAUGGCUGUCAGUGAUCUGUUGAUUCUCCUGCUGCUGCCUCUGGAUCUGUAUAAGCUCUGGAGGCCCAGACCCUGGCCCUUGGGAGACCUUGUCUGUAAAGUGACCAUGUUCCUCUCAGAGUGCUGCACCUUCUGCACCAUCCUCCACAUCACCUGCCUCUCCCUGGAGAGGUACCUGGCGGUCUGCUGGCCGAUCACAGCCAAGACCGUGGUGACACGCCGCAGAACCAGGUCUCUCAUUGGCUGCCUCUGGCUGGGCGCAGCCAUCAGCGCAGCACCAGUGCUGGUCAUGGUUGGAGUGGAGGAGGUUGGCGGAGAGGAACAGGGGCUCGGCGGAUGGGGGGAGGGUGCAGGCUGGACGGGCAGGGAAGGAGAACAGGGUGCAUUUAUGAUAGAUGCAGGGGAAACAGGAAGUGGACACCUGACAUCGAUGGAUGGAGGAUUGGAGGGAGGAAAGUGGGAACAAAAAGGGACAAAGGGAUGGAGGGAAAGAGUUGGGGAGUUGAACUUGUUAAGAGAGGAUGGGGACAGAAAACUGGGAACAGGAGUAACCGAUGACAAGAAACAAGGAGACAGAGGAGAAAUGAAAGAUGACAAGCAGGCAGACGAGGGAGGAGGUGAAAAAGAAGGAAAGAUGGAAGUUGACGGAAUGCAGCUAAAUAAAAUGAGAGAAGAUGAGGGGGGAGGAGGAGGAAGGGAAGUGGGCGUUGAUACAGGGAGCGAGACUGACAAGAGCGAGUGCCGCUGCACGCACUACGCCGUCUCCUCUGGCCUGUUGUCGGCCAUGAUGGUUCUGUCCAACUUGUACUUCCUGGUACCACUCUGCAUCCUGGGACUGGUCUACAGCCUGAUUGGACGGACCCUGUGGCUCCGCCCGCGAAGCAGCCGUAGAGACCAGAGUCACCGGCACACUGUCAAAAUGCUGGGAGUGAUUGUCUUGGCCUUCGUCCUGUGCUGGCUGCCCUUCCACGUCGGCCGGACCAUAUUCUCUCUUUCCCUGGGCACCAGUGCUGAAAGAGAGGAGACGUCGCCUCACGUGGACGCGAACCCGCACAUGGACACAAACCCGUCCCCCGACAGCGCCGGCAACACGCGCCCUGCCACAAAGCCCAUGAGACACUCCGACUCGGAGGCGCGCUUCACCGGAACAGCGACUGCACGUGCUCACGCGGAGAGAGAUGAAACACUCAGUGACGCCUGUACAAAGACCAAAGUCGACAUCAGCAGACACAGGGACAGAGAAACCGAAACGCGCACAGGCGCACAGGUAAAUUCGAGCACACCCAGACCCUCGCAUUCUCGUGUCACACCGCACUCCAGAGGGCAGCACGCCGACACUGGCGAGGGCGCACGCGGCUCGGAUCCGUGCGUUGAAACGGAUUCACGUUCAACUACACAGACUGGGGCACGCAGCGGACCAGGACGUGUUGACACACAACCGAGCCAAUUUGCAGACGGCAGAGACACAAAGAAUCAAACGUGCAACAGCACAAACACUACUUCACGUGAGAACCUAAACAGGUCAUCCGUUUGCACGAGCUCACGAAACGCGGGCCCGACGGCAGGCGCGGACACGCACGUGGUGACGCCCGCCGACGUACACAACGGCACACACAGUGACACACGCUUGUAUUUUUUAUACUAUCUGUCCCAGUAUUUCAACCUGGUGUCCUCGGUUCUCUUCUACCUCAGUGCAGCUGUCAACCCUUUACUGUACAACCUGAUGUCGGCCCGAUACCGCCGCGCCGUACACAGCCUCGUGCGCACACGCUGCCGCGCAGAGUCUCACCGGCUGCGCGCGCCGCUCGCCGCGCGACACUCCACGACCACUUUGUGAGGACAGAUGCGCGACACAGAGACGUAGGCACACACAGCAUGCAAACAACAACAAAAAAAAGCAGGUUGAAAAUAGAUAUUAGUGAUUAGUAUCUUUGCACUGCAAAGAGCAUGAAAGAUGUAAAUCCCAGACUGCAAACGUUUCAUUGAAAGACUUUUGUGUACAAAUCAUAAAGGGGCCAUUUCAAGGGGCAACAUCGAUUCAUUGAUGCUUUUCUGCCGAUGUCAGCAACAUUGCUGCUGUAGAGAGCAACACAAAAUAUGACAAUUAUUACUGUUAUUCAGUCUAAUGCGUCCAAAUGAGAUGAGCUUGUUGUUGUUGUUGUUGUUGUGGUGGUUGUUGUUUUGGUGGCAGGGCUACCCUGUUAUUUAUACCUGGGUCAUGGUUUGUGCCUUUAAGCAUAGCGGCCGCUAUGACACGGCGAACCCACAUAUAUAACAAACGAUAUUAAUAAGGGCUGGAUUACAUUUAGCCGCACCGGAGAUUGAGUCCUGGUGUUGUGCAGUCUGACAAUCUCGUUUACUGGUGCCAAUAAACGGAACAUUUGUCACGUGUUAAGUUAUUUGAUACCCCAGAGCUUUUUCCUGCUUGCCAAUAAAAAGUCUCGUAGCUUUGCCAGCCUAAGGGACAAGUAUGGA
This is a messenger RNA of Scophthalmus maximus (turbot), 2726 nucleotides long. RefSeq lists its product as uncharacterized. The transcript has 4 exons. Bases 1 to 2088 code for a protein of 695 amino acids. Gene Ontology annotation, molecular function: growth hormone secretagogue receptor activity. The record is from RefSeq and is a predicted model, not a curated record. Gene Ontology annotation, cellular component: plasma membrane. Gene Ontology annotation, biological process: G protein-coupled receptor signaling pathway; hormone-mediated signaling pathway. Lineage: Eukaryota; Metazoa; Chordata; Actinopteri; Pleuronectiformes; Scophthalmidae.